Messenger RNA from Saccharomycopsis crataegensis, 1452 nucleotides. Its product is annotated as SET domain-containing protein. The coding region runs from base 1 to 1452 and encodes 483 amino acids. NCBI's taxonomy places the organism in Eukaryota, Fungi, Ascomycota, Saccharomycetes, Ascoideales, Saccharomycopsidaceae. The transcript has a single exon. Gene Ontology annotation, cellular component: nucleus. The record is from RefSeq and is a predicted model, not a curated record. Gene Ontology annotation, molecular function: protein binding.
AUGGACCAAGAGAAAUUCAUAAGUGAGAAAAAUAUUGAACUAGAAGAUCAAUUUAUUCAUAAUGCCGCAGCCCAUUCUUGGUUUGUUUUAGCAGAAGCAUUUAAAGCUUUACAAAAAUUCAAAAAUGAAAAACUUGUUGGACCACUAAAUGGACACUUAAAAGACUUGGAUAUUAAAAAACUAUCGGCAAUAAUGUUAAUAAACAGCGUGAUGAUACAAAAUACAUAUGAUGAAUGUAUUGGUCUAUCAUUUGACCCUUUUCUUUCAUUAAUAAACCAUAGCUGUGAUCCAAAUGUCACUUUUAUUUUCGAAGAUAAAACUAUUAAAAUAAUUGCAUUACGAGGAAUCAAAAAGGGCCAAGAGCUUUUUGUUAGUUAUGUUCUUACCAGUUUGCCUACUACUAUUAGAAAAUUUGAGUUAGAAGGAAGAUUCUUCUUUAAAUGCCAUUGUAAAUUAUUCCAAAAGACACUGGACAGAUAUUUGACAUUCAAUUGUCCCAAUUGUGGAAUGAUGUUGGACAAUAAUAUUCUUUCAGAAAAAACUCCAAAGAAACUCCACUGUGUUGGCUGUCUGCACAAUUGCUUGGGGAGCUAUAUUAAUAAUUGGAAAUUAUAUGCUGAUAUCUUCAAUAAAUAUUGGGGUAUUGUAUGUGAUAACUUAGCAGAUCAGUGUUCAAAUUAUCGCGAAACAGUUUAUAUGAAGGAAACUUAUCACAAAAAAAGAAAAUUGAAAUUUCAAGAAGUUUUGAAGGACAAAAAUUGUUAUACAGAUCUUUUCCCACAUCAAUUCUUGAACAUAGAGUUUGAAGAGAUGCGAGAAUUAACCAUGUUGUUGAGUAAUGCAUUCGCAGAACAGAUGAUUCCGAUGUACAUGUUCCCAAUUCCUCAAAUUUUGGAAGAUAUUGUUAGUAAUUUCAAAGAUCAUGAUUUGUCAAAAGAGCAUAUCCAGUGGUUAUUGAUUUCAACUUUCAAGUCAAGAAUACCUUGUGAUCUCUAUACAUUCAAACCGACAGUUGGAAAUGAUUUCAGAGAGUUGGCAAUCGAGUUAUUUGAAUCAUCCCAGCAAUUAAAUGGUAGUUUCAGUCUGAAUGAAAUUCCAGUAUUAAACCAUGAAAGUAUAAUUAAGUUGAAAUGCGGCUUAUGGUUUGGGUUGAAUGCCGAGAUGCACCUAUCCAAAGUAUAUUCUACGCAAAGUCCAGUUUUACGAGAGGUACAGCUAUUGAACUUGGAAAUUUUGAGGUUCAUGAGCUGCAGUAAACUGCCAGUUUUACAAAGUUGGGUGAAGCACUUGGGCAGUGCCAAAAUGUUAGACGACGGGGAAUUGCCCCAAGUGAUCGGCGGUGUCUCCAAAAGAUUGAAAAUCCAGUUUGCCAACCGGGGGUACGAGAAGGUGUUGGUUGAUAUGGAUGAUUUGGAAGAACGACAGUUGGAAUGGUAUAGGAAAUCCUUGUGA